UUGACGACAGACCGUUAUUAUUGUCUACUGGCAGCUUUCCAACAAACCCAGAAUGCUGAUUUUGUUUCCAUGCAAAAUAUAUAUUAUGUACACUGUAGUUUACGGCAAGGCGACUUAAGUACGCUGAAAGGAAGUGGCCGUCUGUCGACCCCGGUCAAAUCUUGUUACCAAGUACCGUCGCUGAACGAAACGAUCGCCAAAAAACUGACCAGGAAGUUUCCCAAGAAAAUGAUCGAUUACACCAGGGACCAUCUGGUCAGAACCUAUCCAGCAGGUGUGAGGAUAGACUCGUCAAAUUUCAACCCGCUCAUGUUUUGGUCAUUCGGAAUCCAAAUGGUGGCGCUGAACUACCAGACGUCAGAUGGAGCGAUGGUGCUCAACACAGCAAUGUUCGAACAGAACGGCAAUUGCGGGUACGUGCUGAAGCCGAGAGUCAUGUGGGACGAAUCGUGUCCACUUUACGGCCAGUACAAUCCGUGGGACUUCGAGACGAAGGUGACGCGAAACUUGCAGCUGAUCGUCACCGUCGUGUCUGGACAGUUUCUCUCGCUGUCACCUAGCGAUGGCAGUCCUUACGUGGACGUCGAAACGAUCGGCAUUCCGUGCGACUGUUUCAAGGAGCGUACGAAGACGGUGCAGAAGAACACCCUGAAUCCAGUGUGGAAUCAGUCGUUCUUGUUUGAGAUAAAAUUCGCUGACCUCACCUUUCUACGGCUGUCCGUAGUUGACGCUUUGAACGGCAAGUGCAUUGGACAGAGAGUCAUUCCUCUGAAGCAACUGAGGCAAGGCUAUCGCCACGUUCCGUUGAGAAACUCGUACAACAGACCUCUGGAAAUCUCCACACUGUUCAUCUACUCUCGAAUGGAACAUGAGGACAUUAUCAAACUGGACACCUGCGAGACCGUCCAUUCGGACAUCACCCGGUCUUCAAGUCAGUCCGAAGUAAUAAAUAACCACCUGGCCUUGCGCGAGAUACACCCACAAAAUGAGACGGUCGAUGAAUUCGUGUUAGUCGAAGAUAUGUCAGACUCAUGUCUCAAUUCUAACCAAAAGCAAACGGCCGCAAAACGAGUGCUUAGUCCAGACGAGUUCGUUCUAAGAGCCGUCAGCCCUCGCGACCAGUUGAAAGGGCGGUUCAUCAUUCAGAGAAAAGAAGAAAAUGUAAAAUUUUUGAUUUUUUUUUAUCAGAGUAAUUUUUCGAGCUUAGAGUCCAGGAAAAACGACAACCAAGCCUCGAAAGCAUGGGCGGAACAAAUCGAUGGAACCUUCAUGGUGUGCAUACACAACGUGUCCCCAAAUCAGGCGUAUACCAUUAUUAGAGUUCCGGUUCAAAGCACCACUCAGGAUAUUAUCGUUCAGGUAAGCCUUGUUGUUCAAUAUGGCAAUAUUAAUUUCAGCUAUUGUUGUUUUUCCUCUGCUCAAACACCAGGGAAUCGCUGUCUGCUAAAAUAA
This is a messenger RNA of Soboliphyme baturini, 1452 nucleotides long. The record is from the annotation of a GenBank genome assembly. Lineage: Eukaryota; Metazoa; Nematoda; Enoplea; Dioctophymatida; Soboliphymatidae.